CAUAAAUUGACGUAUUUUGCUGUCAAAAGUCAUAAGCUCGACGAGUGACGAUGACUAAGAAUCGGUCGCCCGUAGCGCCAUAUGUUUGGACUCGGGCGCAAUGCCCUCCCGAAACGGGCCUCUUUGCCCGCGGAAUUCAAAUAACGGUCGGGUGCUCAGCUGUCGUUUGGAGCUCGUAUAGUCAUUCAAGCCUGCGUACCUGCCUAUGAACUUUAAGACAGAAACGCAUUCAAAAGAAGAACUGCCGCCACUCUUCAUAGUGUGUAACCUCACUGACAUAGUAACAAUUACUGCACCAGAAAAAUACAGUAACGACGCACUAUACUAUUUGUACAACCCAAGUAAUGACGUCACUAAGCUGGACAUAAAGCAAAAUGCAGAGACAGACGAAAGACAUGAACAUACCGGUGAUGAAAAUCUAGUAAAUAAUAAAUACAACGUAAGAAAUGUUAAUUUAGGACAGAAGGUCGACUCCAAAACGAAUGACUCGUUUGGAGGAAACAAUGAAUUUGUCAUUGGGCCUGUUGGGGAAGAGGACAAUGGGAAUUGGGUGCUCAGUAUUUAUUACAAGAAGAACGGAUCUUGGGUGGAAGAGUUCCAGGUUAUCACAAUUCAGAUAAUUGAUUUCGUCCCAAUCCAGCCAGCAUCCUCCAUACUUACUGAGGGAGAAACAUUGGAGUUGGGUUUCGCAUACCCCCUACCGGACGUCGAGACCUGUGAACUGGUACAACCAUCUAUCGACCGACCUUACGACAGGUACUUUAGAGAGUACGAGAGGAAAUCGCUGCACACGUGUACUUACGUCAUUCGUAACCUGAGCACCCAGGACUCGGGAUUAUGGAAGAUAGUCGGCGUCGGGAACAUCGUGUACGAAGGCCGCAGCUCCGUGGAAGUCAGGAAAAUCGGAGAGAACCUUCUUUUAGAGGCUUUGCAUUUUGCAAGUUCUAGUGGAGAUGGAACCAAAUACUUAAUGUUUAGUGUAAUUCUGCCAGUUGGACUGAUUUUAAAAAUAUAUUGCUUGUAUUGAAA
This is a messenger RNA of Cydia pomonella (codling moth), 1029 nucleotides long. RefSeq lists its product as uncharacterized. The transcript has 4 exons. The record is from RefSeq and is a predicted model, not a curated record. Lineage: Eukaryota; Metazoa; Arthropoda; Insecta; Lepidoptera; Tortricidae. The coding region runs from base 206 to 1027 and encodes 273 amino acids.